UUCGGAGCCAAAAAGUGCCAUCAGAAGUACUUGAUCAAUCGCCAAAGUAGUUUAAGAAGUGGUUUGAAUCUCUGGCAGACUUCACUUUCCGGCUCGUCUCUUCCAACUCAAGAUGAUGACCUCUGUGCGUCUUCUUCUUCUCGUCUGUGUCGCCAGCGUCCUCCUUGGACUACUGACGGCUACUGAAGACGUCGGUCACAGACGUCAACAACGGUCCUUACUGGCGUCAGAUGAUGAGGUGAUAAACCAUGCCAAAUACCCACUCAAGAACGCCUCGCUAGGUCUGGACAUCAAACACAUACGCAAAGGCAUGGACGCCCUACUGUCCUGGAGAGGCACCGUCACCAACUACUUCCACCACCUCAAGACGCAACAGCACGUCGUGGUCUCACGCGUGGAAGAGGCUUUUGAGAAGAUGGAGGAAAAAGAAAACGUCAUCCCAAGAAGGGACUACCUUUUGGAAACAAUGUCGGAACAGCUUCUCCUGAUCACCACUCGGCUGAACAAACUUGAGCAAGGGCUUCAAGAUGUGUCAUUUUCUAUUCAGGAAUUGUUUGACCAAAGGACGAAGGAGCAAAUAGCGGAAAACCUCGCCGAAGCAGAGGACAGUGCAAUUGUGUAUCCAAAAGCUGCCUUAAUUGCGACAGAGAGACAAGAUAUAAAUAGCAAAAGCUCAUAA
This is a messenger RNA of Branchiostoma belcheri (Belcher's lancelet), 679 nucleotides long. RefSeq lists its product as uncharacterized. The transcript is spliced from 2 exons. The record is from RefSeq and is a predicted model, not a curated record. Bases 113 to 679 code for a protein of 188 amino acids. Lineage: Eukaryota; Metazoa; Chordata; Leptocardii; Amphioxiformes; Branchiostomatidae.